AUGACCCAACAACUCUUCCAUAAAGGAAUGUUCACAAACCGCCCAAGAUCAAGCUCCUUUAGUGGAGCAACUAAUCAAGGGAACAUCGAACUGGCAGAUAAAACAGAUAAAGAAUCCGAAGAACAGCUGUUCACAGAAGUGUACUGCGGCAAAAGGCAAAGAUCCAGUCCAGAUGCAGUUAUGCGCAAUCAAAAGCAGGCAAAAGUGAACUACUGGCUUGCAACACCAGCAGUACCAACAUCCAAUCGAUUCAAAGGACUCGAAGUUAUAGAGCAAGCAGACAAGCCUGAAAUACAAACACCGAAGCCCACAAGACCCCCUCCACUAUUCAUUGACGGAGUCAAGAAUAUACAACCCUUGAUGAAACUAUUAGAAGACGUAUCAAAAAGGAGAAUAUGA
Molecule: messenger RNA, 399 nt
Organism: Parnassius apollo (apollo)
Lineage: Eukaryota; Metazoa; Arthropoda; Insecta; Lepidoptera; Papilionidae
Source: the annotation of a GenBank genome assembly